Messenger RNA from Callorhinchus milii (elephant shark), 2855 nucleotides. Its product is annotated as long-chain fatty acid transport protein 6. The transcript has 10 exons. The record is from RefSeq and is a predicted model, not a curated record. Bases 33 to 1964 code for a protein of 643 amino acids. NCBI's taxonomy places the organism in Eukaryota, Metazoa, Chordata, Chondrichthyes, Chimaeriformes, Callorhinchidae. Gene Ontology annotation, molecular function: long-chain fatty acid transmembrane transporter activity; long-chain fatty acid-CoA ligase activity.
AGAGAGGGAGAGGAGGAGAGGGAGAGGGAGCGAUGCUGUGGGUGGCAGCAGGAGCAGUCUCGGGUCUGGCUGCCGGGGCUCUGGCUGUGCUGUUCCUCCUCGCCCUGGUGUGCCCUCACCUGGGUGAGGACCUGCUCUUCUUCCUCAGGGCGGGCAGCUUCGGCCUGAGGGUCUGCAGGGCUCAGCUGACCGGCAGUCUGCUGACCGUCCUCGACCGCUUCGCCCAGAGGGUGCGGGCCACCCCGGACAAGGCGUUCCUGCUGUACGAGGGUCGGGCUCUGACUUACCGGGACGUGGACAGGAGAAGCAACCGGGUGGCCCGGGUCUUCCUCCGGCUACAGCUGCGGCGCCGGGAGCGGGAGCGGGACCGGGAGGAGGAGGAGGAGGAGGAGGAGUCCGCGGUCAAAGCGGGCGACGCGGUGGCUCUGCUGAUGAGCAACGAGCCCGACUUCGUGUGCGUGUGGUUCGGCCUGGCCAAGCUGGGCUGUGCCGUGGCUUUCCUCAACACCAACAUCCGAGCGCAGGCACUGCUGCACUGUCUGCACAGCUCCGGGGCCAAGACCCUGGUCGUGGGAGCAGACCUGGUUAAUGCAGUGGAGGACAUUCUUCCCAAUAUUCAGGAAAAUAACAUUUCUGUGUGGGUUAUGGAAAAAAACUGCACUCUUCAUGGAGUGAACACCUUGAUAGAUAAAAUAGAAGAGGCAUCAGAGGACCCUGUACCAGCACCAUGGCGAUCCCAAAUCCACCUGAAGUCUACGUUUUUAUAUAUAUUCACUUCAGGAACUACAGGAUUACCAAAGGCUGCUGUUAUCACCCAGCUGCAAGCAUUGAGGGGCAGUGUUGGCUUUUGGAUCUUUGGGGUCACGAAGGACGAUAUCAUCUAUGUUUCACUACCCCUCUACCAUGGUGCUGCUUCUCUCAUAGGCAUUGGUGGCUGCAUCGAGUUAGGAGCGACAUUGGUGUUGAAGAAGAAAUUCUCAGCGAGCCAGUUCUGGAAUGAUUGUCGGAAGUACAACAUUACAGUGUUCCAGUAUAUCGGAGAGCUCUGCCGGUAUCUCUGCAAUCAGCCUAAGGCAGAAGGAGAAAAGGACCACAAAGUGCGAGUAGCUGUGGGCAAUGGUAUAAGGACUGAUGUCUGGAAGGAAUUUAUAGAGCGUUUUGGCAGCAUCAAAAUCUGUGAGUUUUACGGUGCAACGGAAGGAAAUCUCUGCUUUAUGAACUACACUGGUAAACUGGGAUCCGUGGGACGUGUUAGUUUUGUUCAUAAGAGAUUUAUACCAUACGAGCUGGUGAAAUACGAUGCCCAGAAGGAAGAAGCUCUAAGGAAUGAACAUGGACUGUGCGAAAAAGUUAAUAAAGGUCAGACAGGACUCCUUAUAUCUCCAAUAACAAAAAGGAACCCAUUCAGUGGCUAUGCUGGAAACAAAAGGUUUACAGACCAGAAGCUCAUGAAAGAUGUGUUCAAAAUUGGGGAUCUAUACUUCAACACUGGGGACCUGAUGUCCGAGAGCCAUGAUGGUUUUAUUUACUUCCGUGAUCGAAUUGGAGACACUUUUAGAUGGAAAGGGGAAAAUGUUGCAACCACAGAGGUGGCGGACAUUAUUGGAAUGCUCGACUUUGUUCAAGAAGUCAAUGUAUAUGGAGUUUCCAUACCAGGGUAUGAAGGCAGGAUAGGAAUGGCAGCUAUUAUCCUGAAUCCAGGCCAAGAGUUUGAUGGGAAAAUCUUCUGCAGUCAUAUUAUAAAAUAUCUUCCAGGCUAUGCUUUCCCACGCUUCAUAAGGAUCCAGGAAUCCAUGGAGAUGACUGGAACUUUCAAAAGAAAAAAAAUGCAUCUGGUGGAAGAAGGAUUCAAUCCCAUGAAAAUAUCUGAACCGUUGUAUUUCUUAAAUGUUUCUGAGAAAUCCUGUGCUUCAUUGACAGAACAAAUUUUCAAUGACAUCUUGUCUUUGAAGAUAAAAUUAUGAGCAAUAUUUGGUUAACUUUUUUUACUGAAGUGCUGCGGUUUAAUCAUGCCUCUUCAGCAUGACUCUCAGCAUGUGAUGUGAUAAUGAAAUUAAUACCAGCUGUUUAUGUCGGUAUAUUCUGUCUAAAGUGACCUAUCGGCAAGAGUUUUGACCUGUCAUUACGAUUGCCUCGAAUACAAAAUCACCUGAUGUUGUGAGUUUGUAUAUAAAAUGUUACUGAUAUCACUAAUGAGCACAAUCUUUUAAAACUCUAAAAUCAUUGUAGCUUUUCAACUGUUCAAAGGACUGUACCUGAUGAUUUUUUAGCCAAUAUUGGAGGAUUAUGUGAAUAUUAGACAUUUAUGCUCCUUUGAAUCUGAAUCCUAUGGCAAAUUGUACAUAAAAUGCCAAAACAUCAAAUACUGUUUGUAGAUAUACCUGACCUUUUAGCACUGCCAUCAUGUCCCAAAGCCUGGCUGUACUAUAAUGUUGUAUUAAUCAUUGUAUCUAUUACUUUUCCAACUACUCAUUGAUAUCUUAGUACUGCCUUGUUAAUUGUAUUCUAUAUAACAAAAACUGUCUGUCCCAAUUCUUCAAGUUGCCAGCAUAUCAAUAACUGAUUCAGUCCUUAUUGUACUAUAGGGUUGUAUGGAGACGGGUGGCAAUUUUUAUGCUGUUUUACUGCUGAGGCUGCCUUGGAUAAUAUUAAUACCAAUUUACAUAUUCCAGUGGACAAUUAAUAGAGUAGUUAAUGUUUAAUGCAGUUUGACUAAAAAUACCUGUUGACUUAAUUAACUUGAAUCACAUUGCUUCCAAAUUUUACAAUCAUGUCUUCCACACAUGCUAUGGAUUUAGUCCGGGCCUUUAAUAAUAAUAAUCCUUGCAUUUGAUAGUGCCUUAUCACGUCUUUGA